Messenger RNA from Cricetulus griseus (Chinese hamster), 2545 nucleotides. The record is from RefSeq and is a predicted model, not a curated record. NCBI's taxonomy places the organism in Eukaryota, Metazoa, Chordata, Mammalia, Rodentia, Cricetidae.
AACUCCAGGCAUCCUACACAUCCUGGCCCAGGCUGGGACUGGAGCAGCCCCUUCUUCCUCUGUGCCCCCUCCCCCCAGAAAUUCAUCAUGGAGAGUAAGGAUGAGGUCAGUGACACCGACAGUGGCAUCAUCCUUCAGUCUGGCCCGGACAGCCCUGUUUCACCAAUGAAGGAGCUGACCAAUGCUGUGCGCAAGCAGCAGAGGGCCCUGGAAGCGAAGCUGGAAGCCUGCUUGGAGGAACUGCGUAGGCUCUGCCUAAGGGAGGCGGAGCUGACUGGUACUUUGCCUGCAGAGUAUCCCCUUAAGCCAGGUGAGAAGGCACCCAAGGUCCGGCGCAGGAUUGGAGCAGCAUACAAGCUGGAUGAGUGGGCCCUGCACAGAGAGGACCCCCUGAGCAGCCUGGAGCGCCAGUUCGCUCUGCAGCUUCAGAUCACGGAAGCGGCUCACAGGUUGUGUGCAGAGGAGAACCUCAGCAGACAGGUGCGCAGGCAGCGGAAACAUGCUGCACUACAAGAGGAGAAAAAGCUCAGGGAGCUGGAGCGCUGCCUGGGUGAUCGGCGGCGGAACAGCGAACCCCCUCCCACCACUGUGCCCUCCAUGGGCAGAGAGCUCAGUGCCUCUGAUGACAGCUCCCUGUCUGAUGGUCUACUCCUGGAGGAAGAAGAUUCCAAAGCGCCAAAACCUCCCCCAGAGUCCCCUGCACCACCUUCCCGGCCUCUCCCACCCCAGAGCCUAGAGGGCCUGCAACAAACAGGACCUGAGUCUGGCGGCCUAGAACGGGCCCCAAUCCAAAACAGUCCGUGGAAGGAGACCAGCCUGGACCACCCCUAUGAGAAGCCCAGGAAGUCUUCCGAACUCAGUAGCGAGUCCAGCAGCCCAGCCACCACGCCUCAGGACCAGCCCAGCACGUCCAGCCUGUGGCUGCUGGAUCCUGCCUCCUACCAUGUGGUCCCCAUCCGAAAUGUUCCUGGCCAGCGGCAAGGCCGCACCAGUGCCCCAGCUACCCCUGAGAUGCAGGGCAGGAGGGGCCAGUCGCAGUCUCUGAGGGUGGACUCCUUCCGAACAGGUGCGGAGGGCCGAGGUCGCAGUGCCUUUCCCCGCCGCCGCCCCACUCAUUACACGGUGACGGUGCCAGACUCCUGCUUCACACCGAGCAAGCCCCCGCUGCCACACCCUGCCUGCCACUCUUGCUCUGAAGACAGCGGCUCUGAUGUCUCCAGCAUCUCCCACCCCACCUCACCCGGCAGCAGCAGCCCAGACAUCUCCUUUCUGCGGCCCCUCUGUCCUCCUGAGCCACCUCGCCAUCGCGGGGCCUGGGGCCCAGCCUGUGGCAGAGAGCUGGCCACUCACUACCCUAAACUUCUGCUGCCCGCUGGAUAUUUCCCAACGGGGCGCUAUGUGAUGGUGGCCGAAGGCCACCUGCCACCUGGCGAGUGGGAGCUGUGUCGUGCAGCCCUGAAUGCUGCCUACGAUGAGGAGGGUGCUCCCCUGCGCUACCAGCGACUGGUGCCCUCCCACAGCCGCAUAGUGCGCACUCCCUCGCUGAAGGACAAUCCUGCGGGCAGGGGACUCAGCAAGGCAGCUGUCUCCGAGGAACUCAAGUGGUGGCACGAGCGGGCACGUCUCCGGAGCAGCCGCCCUCACUCACUGGACCGCCAAGGGGCUUUCCGUGUCAGGAGCCUGCCUCCCGGGAGGGAGAGCUUCGGGCGGGUCUCGGGACCGCGGACACAGGUGCCCCCAGUGUGUGUACUCCGGAGGUCUCCAGAUGGGGCUCCCGUGCAAGUCUUUGUGCCUGAGAAUGGGGAGAUCAUCAGCCAGGUGUAACUACUCUGAAAGCCGUGGCCGUGGAAAAGACUUUUAUAUGGGAGCUGGGGUUGAGACCCCCUCACCCUGAAGUGCUUCUUUCAGCUCUCCUACGCUCAUCGCCGGCCGAUGACUCAGAGCUGAAACCUCUGUUUUUUACGAUUGUUUUCUGGAAGUCCUGACCUGAGGAUUUAUAUCUGUGAUUUAUCUUCAAGGUUCCUAUAAUAUGAUUGUACUUUAUUCCCCCAGAGUCUGGCCUUUUUGGACUUAAGGUCUUGCUGGGCUAAUUGGCGGCAUUUGUCUCCUUAUGUGGGACAAGUGGCAUGGAGGGCCCCUUGGGAGUCCCUGAUGCUCUGUGCCUUCUUUUUGAGGUAGCUGCUGGUUCUUACUGCUGGAGUCGGCAUGUGGUACAUACCCAAAAAGGAUUCCUCCCUUGUUUCCAGAUCUCUGGGUACCAUAGGCUGGGCAGGAUUCUCUUCUCCCCUUUAUGUGCUCUGUGAUGCACACACACUAUGGCAGGAAAGGUCUUUAUGUCUGGUGGAGCCUUGUCUUCUGUCCUGACUCCACGGGUCUCCAUUAGCAGCCCUUGCCACUGUUCUGACUCCAUACCCUGGAGCUCCCAGACCACUAAACAUGGAGUUUGAGGCUACCCUGAACUGUCCGGUCAGGGGCCUGGACUAGGGGGCUGGUUGGUGGAGAACAUCUCAUCCUCCACAGCCACUGCUGGGCAUUGUGAGGCUAG